Lathyrus oleraceus (garden pea) is the source of this 709-nucleotide messenger RNA. RefSeq lists its product as uncharacterized. Lineage: Eukaryota; Viridiplantae; Streptophyta; Magnoliopsida; Fabales; Fabaceae. Bases 14 to 709 code for a protein of 231 amino acids. Gene Ontology annotation, biological process: aldehyde metabolic process. Gene Ontology annotation, cellular component: cytoplasm. The record is from RefSeq and is a predicted model, not a curated record. Gene Ontology annotation, molecular function: aldehyde dehydrogenase (NAD+) activity. The transcript has 5 exons.
UGAAUAUUUUGCAAUGUCCUCGUCGUCGUCAUCAUCAAUGAGCGCCUUGAAGCUAAAGACGGUGUCAGAAGCAAACCCUAACGACGCCGCGAAGAAGGCUGAGACGGUGGAUCUCGGAAACGGAAGCGACGUCGUUUUCAUUCAGAGGUUAAUACCUUCCGAACAAUCAUGGAAAUGGUUCCAUUACCUCGACAACCACAUCCCAUGGACCAGACCCACCAUUCGCGUCUUCGGUAAAUCGUUCCUCCAGCCUCGAGACACUUGUUAUGUUGCAUCUUCAGGAUUGACUGAGUUGAGUUACAGUGGAUACCAGCCACAUGCAUAUUCAUGGGAUGAUUAUCCACCGCUUAAAGACAUCUUGGAUGCUAUUGCUAUGUUGAAAAACUCGUGUAAAACUGCAAUCAAGGAAUUGAAGCAUUGGAUGACUCCGGAAAAGGUCCAAACAUCCCUCACUACAUUUCCUGCUUCAGCUGAAAUAGUGUCUGAACCACUCGGAGUUGUGUUGGUCAUUUCUGCAUGGAACUAUCCAUUUUUGCUGUCACUUGAUCCAGUUAUUGGAGCUAUUGCAGCCGGUAAUGCUGUCGUCUUAAAACCAUCAGAAAUUGCUCCAGCCACAUCAGCAUUGCUUGCAAAUGCUUUGUGUUGUCCUUGUUGUUCUGAACACGUAAGAGUGAGUGUGGAUAUGUUAAAGAGGAGAGAGAACUCAUAG